AUUGAGGCGUGUUAUCGUGUAAACCUAAUGAUUUUAUCUUAUAAAUACGAUGAUCACGAUUGAUGAUGAUGCUAUUCACCUAACAUUCCAGUCUAUCACUCUUUCCUUCUCCUAAACACAGGGCUGCCGAUGCCUUCCUCCGAUUCUCACCGCAGCAACAAUGGCGAUCAUUUAGAAGAAGAGGAGGAAGAAGAAGAAUAUGAAGAAGUCGAAGAAGAAGUCGAAGAAGAAGUCGAAGAAGAAGAGGAGGUUGAAGAAUACGAAGAGGUCGAAGAAGAGGUUGAAGAAGAGGUAGAGGAAGAGGUCGAAGAAGAAGUCGAAGAAUAUGAAGAGGUUGAAGAAGAAGUCGAAGAAUACGAAGAGGUUGAAGAAGAAGUCGAAGAAGAGGUCGAAGAAGAAGAGGUUGCGGAAGAAGUAACAAUGGCGGAAGCGGACGAAGUUGUCGAGGGGCAGGAAGAGGAAGGGGACGAGGAGGAGGAAGAGGAGGUUGAAGAAGAAGAAUACGAGGAGGUUGAGGAAUACGAGGAAGUUGAAGAAGAGGUUACGGAUGAUGAUGAGUAUGAACCAAUAGUGGAUGAAGAUGCGGAAUUGGAUGAGGGAGAUGCAGCAAUUGCAGUAAAAGAUGUGAAAUUGGGGGAAGGAGAUGCAACAAUGGCGGAAGAGGGUGUAAAAUUGGGGGAAGGAGAUGCAACAAUGGCGCAAGCCGAGAACGAUGGCGAUGACGACGAGGGAGCAGCGGAGAUGAAUGAUGUUGCAAUGGAAAUCGCGCCAUCGGAUUCGUCUGUCCUGAUCGGUGCAGAUGAUCAGUGUAACGAUGGUAGCCAAGAUGAGGUAUACUUGAGAUCAGGACCUACAAGUGGUGUAAAGUCUGAAGCAAGUGCUCUACAUCAUACCCAUGCUGCAGAAGUCCUCUGCCUUGACAGGAAUGCAUCACCUGUCCUACAAAAUGGGAGUGGAAUGGGAAUCUCUUCUAUUGAUGUCGGGUGUUCCAAAUCUCCGCAACUGUUCCAACAUAUAGCUGGCCCUUCUAAUAAUGGAAUUGAUGCUGUGGAAGAGAAGCAGGUCCCUGUGGAACAAACAAUACUUGUUUCUGCUCCUCAUGCUGUCAGUGAUCAACUGAAUAAGGUGGGGACCACUGAUGUUGAGGAGUCUAAGCUACUCUCUAAGGAGGCAGACCUUCGUUCUCCAUCAAGGACAGGCAGGGACCAAAGGGACUCAAGUUUUUCCAGAUCUUGGUUUCCCCAAGUGAGGCCUAGGAGCUUGUCACCUGGGGCUGAAUGUGAGGAUGGAAAUAAGCGACCUGCAAUUAUUUGUGAGUAUUUUGCUAAAGGUUGGUGCAUUAAAGGGAGUUCUUGUAGAUUCCUUCAUAAAAGAAAUCAUGAAGAAGAUGCGAUGCAAGUAGAGGGAAACAUACUACUCACCAAAAGUGAGAUUCGACCUGAUAAAGGUUUUGGAGAUAAUGCUGCAGGAAAGAAUAGUCAGAAGGAGCAUGGAGAAAGCGUACGUCAGUAUAAAGACAUAGACAAGAUUGCCUUGCUCGAGAGAAAGGGUUCAUCUUCCCUUUUUUCUGCUGAUUCCCAGAAAUCAUUUUCUGGUAAAGAUGGUUCCAGGUCAAUCUCCACCCCAAGGGAGGUGGAGGCAGAUAUUUUUAAAGAUAAUCACUCAUCUGAUAACAAUGGCUUGUCAGUUGCUGAAGGCAGUUCAAUGCUGCGGGCUGAUUUCUUCUCUAGGUUUGGAUCUUCAACGAGUGAAGUAGGAGUAUCAUCUGGCUCAGAUUCUAUCUUGAGGCUAGUGGAGGAAUCGGCUGCUAUGCGAAGGCGCUAUUCGCUGGAUGUUCAGAGUUCUUUGCCAUCUUACCGUUUCUCUAGCUGGAAAAACACGUCUUUACUAAGAAACUCUCCCUUAUAUUCUGGAGCUGAUUCAGCAAAAUUUUCUGAUACAAGUUAUACACUUGAUGAGCUUCUCUCUUUUAAGUAUAAGCCGACUUUUGCUCCAUAUAACUGGGAGCAAUCUGUUCCCUUUCAAUCCUCCUAUUUUAAACCCCCAGUAAAUAGAUCUUCAGAUGUUCCAUAUGACCCUUUUCGUGAUAGCAUUGAGCAAUCUGAUAUUGGACAUGAAUCCAUUAGGCACUCUUCUUGUGGUCAAACUCAAGACGCGAAAAGCGUUUCUGAACAGAAUUCUCUUGAGUUGCAUAGAAGAUUAAAGAUUGAUACUUGGGAUAAGAAUUAUAGUGGCAAUGACAAAGUUGUUCCUGCUGUUGAAGCAGAAUCAGCUGCAACUUCAACUAGUGAUGCUCAGAAUAAGAAUUUGACUGAAGAGGAGAAUCCCAUGGUUCCUGGUAGUGUCAAAGCUAUACUUAAAGCAAGCAGAAGCAUCAAUGAAGGUAACUCUAAGGUAUAUAACGGAGAACUGAAGGGGGAAAAAGGCAGGCAACCUAAUGAAUUAGACGAUGAAGAAUCUAAGGUGAUAAGGUACUUUCGUGCUGCUCUUAUAGAGUUUGUGAAGGAGUUGAUGAAACCAAUAUGGCAUGAAGGCCGCCUGUCCAAGGAUGUAUAUAAAGUAAUAGUUCAAAAAGCAGAGGACAAGAUUCUGAGCACUUUACAACCGAACCAAGUUCCAAAUUCAUCAGAGUCCAUUAAGCAAUAUCUGUCUUUUUCUCGCCCUAAAAUUUUAAAGCUUAUUCAGGCUUACGUUGACAAAUAUGGCAAAUUUUAGAAGCUAAAGAUUGGUCUUGGUUACUGUACAGUUUUCUUAUUUGCUGAGAGUUAUAUAUAUGAGACUCUUGUGGAGUAGCAAUAUGUAACCAGAACCAUAACUUAUUGAAUGCUAGUGUAGGUUUUUUUUUUGCCCUCUUUGGUGGCUAAUAGGUUUAAGCAUCUUCAUGCAUUAGAAUUUCUUUUAGUUUGAGUAGUUACUUAUGCUCCCCAUAAUGUUGAAGUACUUUGGUCUUUUUGGGAAAGGCCAAACUAAAUUUAUGAAAGCUUGUUUCCAUGCAUGAAAAAUGUUUUGGAAUGGA
Molecule: messenger RNA, 3016 nt
Organism: Spinacia oleracea (spinach)
Lineage: Eukaryota; Viridiplantae; Streptophyta; Magnoliopsida; Caryophyllales; Amaranthaceae
Product: protein FRIGIDA-ESSENTIAL 1
Exons: 5
Coding region: 130-2715 (861 amino acids)
Molecular function (GO): metal ion binding
Source: RefSeq, a predicted model, not a curated record